AUGUCUCCUUUUUCUGCUCUGUAUGGAUAUGCACCUCCACAUCUAGCUUUUCCUGUGGAAGUUACUUCAUCAGUAGCUGCUGUUGAAAGUUACUUGAGGGACAGGGAUGCAAUGCUGGAUCUUCUCAAGGAGUCUCGUCAUAAAUCUCAGGAAUGGAUGAAGUUUUUUGAUGAUAAGAAGAGAUCUGACAGGUCAUUUGAAGUGGGUGACCAAGUUUUUCUCAAGUUACAGCCAUACAGGCAAUCUUCUAUGGCUGUAAGGAGCAACUUCAAACUCUCAACAAGAUAUUAUGACCCAUUCCAGGUGACUCAAAAAAUUGGAUCAGUUGCUUACAGAUUAGCUCUCCCUGCAGCCUCCAAAAUACAUCCAGUUUUCCAUGUGUCUCAGCUCAAGAAUAAACUGGGAACAACUGCCAUCACUGUCCCAUCCCUGCCACUCACAGAUGAAGAAGGUGAAAUUGUCUUGAUUCCAAUUGCUGCAUCGGAUUAUCAUCAGGAUUAUCGUCAAGGCAGAGCAGUCCAACAAGUUCUUAUUCAAUGGUCUCAUACAACACCAGAUGAUGCUACAUGGGAAGAUGUUGCCAAUGUUCAAGCUUAUUUCCUUAAGUUUAAUCUUUGA
Papaver somniferum (opium poppy) is the source of this 618-nucleotide messenger RNA. RefSeq lists its product as uncharacterized. Lineage: Eukaryota; Viridiplantae; Streptophyta; Magnoliopsida; Ranunculales; Papaveraceae. The transcript has a single exon. The coding region runs from base 1 to 618 and encodes 205 amino acids. The record is from RefSeq and is a predicted model, not a curated record.